AUGAGUGCUAUUGGUGACAUGUUCAAUUUACCUUGCAGCAUCACUUCAAAACAAGAUCCAGAGGUGGUUUCCAUGGAGGCAAUACAGCUCUCAACACAGGGUGCAGAGCGGCAGAGAAAAGAUGUGAUGAAGCUAGCAGCUCGGUUCGAGCAAAUGAUGCGUGAUCGGAGGCACGACGAAUCUACGAAGGACCUCAAUGAUGAAGAAUUGCUGUCUAUGUUGAUACAGCGUUACAACAGCUACAAGGCCAACUCAGCGUUGAGGAAGUGGCAGCUGAAUGCCGAUGCUCAGGCUGCUAUCUUUGGAGUGAUCCGAGGCAUGUGCCCUGAAGCGCGCGCGCUUGUGCGUGCACAUUUGGACUUUAACAAGUACACGGAAUCUGCCUACAACGAGUCCAUCCUCCGCAGCAAGCGACAUCAACUUCAUGAGGCUCCCAAAGGAUGCCCACCAGCAUGGAUUGACAAGCUCACUGUCACGAAGGAAGCACAGAUCUUACAUUUCAGAAGAUACAACAUAUGGUGGGCAGCCAACAGCAAGCGUAUGAAACCUUCUAUGAGAACACGGCUACGCUGGAGCGAAGAAGUUUGGGGGCGAAGUGUGGAGAUGGCCUGCCUCACAGUUUGGGCAGUCAAUGAGGCAGCCAAAAAUCCAAGAGAUCUUUGGUUUGGUGGAGUCAAACUUUGUUUUGUAUGUUUUGUUCUUCCUGUUAGCUGUUCUCAUCACCCACCAUACAAAACAAGGUGA
Durusdinium trenchii is the source of this 744-nucleotide messenger RNA. The record is from the annotation of a GenBank genome assembly. Lineage: Eukaryota; Dinophyceae; Suessiales; Symbiodiniaceae.